Molecule: messenger RNA, 1899 nt
Organism: Brenthis ino (lesser marbled fritillary)
Lineage: Eukaryota; Metazoa; Arthropoda; Insecta; Lepidoptera; Nymphalidae
Source: the annotation of a GenBank genome assembly
AUGCUUCUAUCGCUAGCUUGUAAAAAACAGAUAAUGGAGAACAAUUUAAGCCGAAGUGGGAGCCACUCAAGCUCAGUAUGUGAAUUAGAAAAGGACCUAAGCGAUAUGGAAAUUAUGAAAUCUAGGACGAAUCGACGUAACGUAAUGGCUCGGUCACAACCAGCACGAAAAGCUAAAAGAAUCAGGUUUUUUCGAAAUGGUGAUAAAUUUUACUCAGGAGUGAUAAUUCCAGUCUUGCCAGAACGAUAUAGAUCUUUUGAUAGUUUAACUGCAGACUUAACUAGGGUGUUAGUUGAUAAUGUAACUUUACCCAGUGGUGUUAGAACAAUAUAUUCUCUAGAAGGUAGAAAAAUAGGAAAAGUGGAUGAUUUAGAAGAUGGUCAAUCAUAUGUAUGCAGUGGGGUUGGAGAAGCUUUCAAACGGUUAGACUAUGAGGCUAGUGCUGUAACUCCACAAUCAUUUAGGCUUAGUGGUCCUGAGUCACUGAGUGAUAGUGCUAGUCCGUCGCCAGCAAGAGCUAACAACAGGUUGUCCCGAUAUUUGCAAACAAAUGGUAGCAACUCUACAGGCAAUGGGACACCAAGAGUGAGCCCAGCAGGUGAUAAUGUAAUCCGGCCACGUAUAGUUACUAUUAUUAGGAAUGGAGUGAAACCCCGCAAGGUGUGCAGAUUGCUAUUGAAUAAGCGCAAUAGCCCAACUCUGGAACACGCGUUGGCGGCUAUCACUGAAUGUAUCAAGCUCGACACUGGCUGUGUACGCAAGGUGUUCACACAGACCGGCACCCCAGUGACCGCUCUACACCAGUUUUUUGAAGAGGAAGAUGUAUUUUUUGCUUAUGGAAACGAAAGAGUCAACCAAGAAGACUUCGAACUCGAAUUUGAAGAAAGCAAGGCUGUUUUACAAUGUAGGAAAAGUAAAUGUAAUGCAAUAUCUAGGAAUUCAAGAUGUGGCCCCAAGCCGCGCAUGCCGGUGCGGCCGGCGGCGCGCGCGGCGGCGGACGGCGGCGCGGCGGGCGACGGCGACUCGCCGCUCGCCGGCCUGCUGCCGCAGCCGCUGCGGCUCAAGUACUCCGUCGGCAAGAUCAUAGGUGAUGGUAACUUUGCUGUUGUACGAAUAUGUAAGGACAAAACUUCUGGAAAAGAAUAUGCUCUCAAAGUUAUAGACAAAGCAAAGUGUAAAGGCAAAGAACAUUAUGUAGAGGCAGAAGUGCGGGUGAUGAGAAAGCUCUGCCAUCCUCGCAUCGUCUCCCUCAUCGAAGACCAGGAUAGCCCUGAAUGGUUGUUCCUCAUCAUGGAACUCGUCGGCGGUGGCGAUCUUUUCGAUAGUAUCGCAGCCGCAUCUAAAUUUUCCGAGCCGCAAGCGCGCUUGCUAAUAGGCCACCUAACAUCAGCUAUUGCAUACCUACACUCGCUUUCUAUCGUGCAUCGAGACAUCAAACCCGAAAACCUAUUGGUGGAAAUAGGAUCAGACGGCAGUAUACGCGGGCUCAAGCUGGCCGACUUCGGGCUGGCGGUAGAGGUGUGGCGGCCGCUGCACGCCGUCUGCGGCACGCCCACAUACGUCGCGCCCGAGAUACUGCUCGAGACUGGCUAUGGAUUGAAGAUAGACGUAUGGGCGGCGGGCGUGAUCCUGUACAUCCUGCUGUGCGGGUUCCCGCCGUUCUCGUCCCCGGACGGCGAUCAGGAGAAGCUGUUCGACGCGAUCCUGUCCGCGCGGCUGGAGUUCCCCGCGCCGCACUGGGAGCGCGUGUCGGCCGGCGCCAUCGACCUCGUGGCCAACAUGCUGCGCCCACAGCCCGAUCUGCGCUUCGCCGCCGAGGACGUGCUCGAUCACGCAUGGAUGUCGGAUGACUACGAUGAAAUAUGUGAUUUCCGUUCAUGGUACGAUGAAGACUCGUCA